Myotis brandtii (Brandt's bat) is the source of this 2576-nucleotide messenger RNA. It is a transcript of the gene BRD9, whose product is annotated as bromodomain containing 9. The transcript is spliced from 16 exons. Lineage: Eukaryota; Metazoa; Chordata; Mammalia; Chiroptera; Vespertilionidae. The record is from RefSeq and is a predicted model, not a curated record. Gene Ontology annotation, biological process: regulation of transcription by RNA polymerase II. Bases 1 to 1833 code for a protein of 610 amino acids. Gene Ontology annotation, cellular component: nucleus.
AUGCAGUGGCCCGUCUCUGUCUCUGCAGAGUAUGCAGACAAACCCUUGGAGAAGCCCCUGAAGCUGGUUCUCAAGGUUGGAGGAAGUGAAGUGACUGAACUCUCGGGAUCUGGCCACGAUUCCAGUUACUACGAUGACAGGUCAGACCAUGAGCGAGAGAGGCACAAAGAAAAGAAGAAGAAAAAGAAGAAAAAGUCAGAGAAGGAGAAAUACCUGGACGAUGACGAAAGAAGGAAACGGAAGGAAGAGAAGAAGCGGAAACGUGAAAAGGAACACUGCGACACGGAGGGAGAGGCUGAUGACUUUGAUCCUGGGAAGAAGGUAGAGGUGGAGCCACCUCCCGAUCGGCCAGUCCGAGCGUGCCGGACACAGCCAGCUGAAAAUGAGAGCACGCCUAUUCAGCAACUACUAGAACAUUUCCUCCGCCAGCUCCAGAGAAAAGAUCCUCAUGGGUUUUUUGCUUUUCCUGUCACGGAUGCAAUUGCUCCUGGAUACUCAAUGAUAAUAAAACAUCCAAUGGAUUUUGGCACAAUGAAAGACAAAAUCAUGGCUAAUGAAUACAAAUCAGUCACGGAAUUUAAGGCAGAUUUCAAACUGAUGUGUGAUAAUGCAAUGACAUACAACAGACCAGACACUGUGUACUACAAGUUAUCUAAGAAGAUCCUUCACGCAGGCUUUAAGAUGAUGAGCAAAGAGCGGCUGUUAGCUUUGAAGCGCAGCAUGUCGUUUAUGCAGGACAUGGAUUUUUCUCAGCAGGCAGCUCUUCUGGGCAACGAAGACACAGCUGUUGAGGAACCAGUUCCCGAAGUUGUACCUGUACAAGUAGAAACUGCUAAGAAAUCCAAAAGGCCGAGUAGAGAAGUCAUCAGCUGCAUGUUUGAGCCAGAAGGAAAUGCUUGCAGCUUGACUGACAGCACAGCAGAAGAACAUGUGCUGGCCUUGGUGGAGCACGCAGCAGACGAGGCUCGGGACAGGAUCAACCGACUCCUUCCAGGUGGCAAGAUGGGCUACCUGAAGAAGAGCGGAGAUGGGAACCUGCUCUACAGCGUGGUCAACACGGCUGAGCCCGAUGCCGACGAGGAGGAGACCCACCCGGUGGACCUGAGCUCCCUCUCCAGCAAGCUGCUCCCCGGCUUCAGCUUCACCACUCUGGGCUUCAAAGAUGAGAGAAGAAGCAAAGUCACGUUUCUCUCAAGUGCCAGUACUGCCCUUUCAAUGCAUAAUAAUUCUGUAUUUGGAGACUUGAAAUCAGACGAAACGGAGCUUCUGUAUUCUGCCUAUGGAGAUGAGACGGGUGUGCAGUGUGCGCUGAGCCUGCAGGAGUUUGUGAAGGAUGCUGGGAGCUACAGCAAGAGAAUGGUGGACGACCUUCUGGACCAGAUCACAGGCGGAGACCACUCCCGCAUGCUCUUCCAGCUGAGGCAGAGGAGAAAUGUCGCGAUGAAGCCAUCAGAUGAAGUAAAGACUGGGGACUCCCUAGGAGAUGGUGGCUCUGUGCUGGAUUUCAUGUCAAUGAAGUCGUAUUCUGACGUCUCUUUGGACAUCUCCAUGCUCAGCUCUCUGGGGAAAGUGAAGAAGGAGCUGGACCAUGAUGACAGCCAUCUGAACUUGGACGAGACGACAAAGCUCCUACAGGAUCUGCAUGAGGCACAAGCAGAGCGUGGGGGCUCCCGGCCAUCGUCCAACCUCAGCUCCCUGUCUAACACCUCCGACAGGGAUCAGCAUCACCUGGGAAGCCCUUCUCGCCUCAGUGUCGGUGAGCAGCCAGAGGUGACCCAUGACCCGUACGAAUUUCUUCAGUCUCCAGAACCUGCAGCCUCUACAAAGAGCUAGCCUUGUAGAUAGUCAUUAAUUGUUUUUCUUUGUUUUGUUUUUAUUUGCAUGUACAGAAUUUUUGUUGUGAGACAAAGACUAUCAUGUUCCCUUGGGCCUGCAGGAAGCAGCGCAGGGAGGGGGUGAAUUGUCUCUGAUCAUGUCGGCCGCAUGUGGACCCAGUGUUUCUGUAGAUAGUCCUGUGAACCUGAAUAGUGGGAACCCUAAAUAAAGGGAGUGUAAAACUGGUGUGGUCUUUCUCUGAGCUUCGUGGUGUCAGUGAAGCCCUUCUCUGCGGCCGGUGGCGCACCUGUUCUGCCCCGUGUCCCCUACAAGUGGCCUUUGGGAAGCAGAGUCUGUUGGGGAUCCUGUAUAUUCUUUCCCACUGUCCCCCCACAUCCCCGCAUUUCUGAGGCAAAUCAUGGUGGGGGCCAUACAGAAGCACAUGGGGAGCCGGUCGAGCACCCUCCUGGUCCUGGACAGGCAGGGAGUUGCGUACAGCUUCCCUGUGCUUAAUUCAUGUGCCUGAGAAAGGAGUACAUUCUGCUGGAAGACUUGGAGGUCAGCUGUCUUACCAGUUACGAUGAAGUGUUAUGUCCAUAAAAUGUUCUUUAUUCUAGAUAUGUUUGCUGGAUGCCUGCUUAUAUUGGCAAAGUAUAAAGAUCUUAAUAAGAUACACAAAGAGUGUAAUUGUAUAGAAUUAUUUACAGCACUACUAGGUGUCCACUUUUGUGUGACUUUUCAGUAAAAAUCCUUUGUCACAA